This is a messenger RNA of Homo sapiens (human), 4455 nucleotides long. Its product is annotated as ankyrin repeat domain-containing protein 18B-like. The record is from RefSeq and is a predicted model, not a curated record. The coding region runs from base 192 to 1178 and encodes 328 amino acids. NCBI's taxonomy places the organism in Eukaryota, Metazoa, Chordata, Mammalia, Primates, Hominidae. The transcript has 11 exons.
AGAAGAGAAAAGUAAGAAGCUAAUGAAUGAAUGUGAUCAUUUAAAAGAAAGUCUCUUUCAGUAUGAGAGAGAGAAAGCAGAAGGAGUAGUGGUUGUGAGACAACUUCAACAAGAAGUGGCUGACAGUGUAAAAAAAUUAACGACGUUAGAGUCUCCACUGGAAGGUAUAUCACGUUGUCACAUUAAUUUGGAUGAGACAUAGGCCUCAAAGAAGAAAUUAUUUCAAGUGGAAAGUCAAAUAUAAGAAACUCCUGGAAAUGACAAUAAAUAUGUUAAAUGUAUUUGGAAAUGAAGAUUUUGAUUGCCAUGGAGACUUAAAAGCAGAUCAACUGAAAAUGGAUAUUCUGAUUAAGAAGCUAAAACAGAAGUUUGAUGAUCUUACGGCAGAGAAGGAAGCUUUAUCUUCAAAAUGUGUCAAUUUGGCUAAAGACAAUCAAGUUCUUCAACAGGAGUUUUUAUCUAUGAAAAAAGUACAACAGCAAUGUGAGAAACUUGAGGAGGAUAAAAAGAUGUUGAAAGAAGAAAUAUUAAAUCUUAAGACACAUAUGGAAAACAAUAGGGUAGAACUUAGUAAACUACAAGAAUAUAAAUUGGAGCUAGAUGAAAAGGCAAUGCAGGCAGUAGAAAAAAUAGAAGAAAUCCAUUUACAGGAACAAGCACAAUAUGAAAAACAAUUAGAGCAGUUAAACAAGGAUAAUAUGGCUUCACUAAAUAAGAAAGAACUCACACUUAAAGAUGUGGAAUGUAAAUUCUCAGAAAUGAAAACUGCUUAUGAAGAGAUUACAACCGAAUUAGAAGAAUAUAAGGAAGCCUUUGCAGCAGCAUUGAAAGCUAACAAUUCCAUGUCAAAAAAAUUAACAAAAUCAAAUAAGAAAAUAGCAGUGAUCAGCAUGAAGCUCCUUAUGGAGAAAGAGCAGAUGAAAUAUUUUCUCAGCACUCUUCCUACAAGGCGAGACCCAGAGUCACCUUGUGUUGAAAAUCUUACUAGUAUAGGACUCAACAGAAAAUAUAUUCCCCAAACACCCAUAAGAAUUCCUAUUUCAAGCCCACAGACUUCAAAUAACUGCAAGAACUCCUUGACUGUGAUGGAGCUGGACUGUGUAGAACAAAUAACUAGAGAAACAAAGAGAAUUGUUGCUGUGUUGAACACUUGCUCCCGUCUACUUACUUCUCUAUAAUCCACUGCCAUGGAAUGAGUGAUUUUUCUUAGAAGCAGAGGUGGAGCCACUGAGGAAGCACAGGCGAGCCCUCCCCAGCACGUGAUCACUGGUCCCCAACAGAACAACCGCUGCCGCAUCCAUGAGGCUCCCAUUGUGGUGGGUUGUGUCACCCCACAAUGUUACUGUUGCUGAGCCCCCAUCGCCUCUGUGUUGUGGAGCAGUUAGAGACACACUGUGGUGUCUGAGUGGCUCUGCAUGAAGGACCGUUUUCUAGGUGAGAGGCACAUCUCAACACAGCUGACUGAUCAGACUCAGUCACCCCCGUGAUUACCCAGGACAACCCCAUCAGGCCCUCUCACCCAGGCCCAGUCCAGCUCCAUGAUAACCAAGACGCAGGUCCAGAGACAACCGCCCUGCAUGGUGCCUGCAUCUGACCCCCUUGGUGGGUAGUGACCAGCACAACAUGGAAGAAGUCAGGGCAGCAUGCAGCCAGCUGCCCUGCAGCCCCAGAUGGCUCCUAGGCCUUGGGAAGUCAUUCUCAAAGGGGAAGCUGGUCAUUUUGAGGUCCCUGGAGGGAAGGGUGAAUGUGUCAUCCCAACAGCCCUGGAAGCCAGCAGCAUGCCAUACAUCUUACCCAACCUGUGUGACAGAGGCCCCCUCCUGGGGCACAAGUCCCAUACCUAAAGGGUCCUGUCCCAGUUGAACCUCAUCCUGAGCCCUGGGAGGGGAGGAGCACCAUGGGCCUCCCUGCAGCAGCCAGGGUUACCACCCAGGGGACUCAGCCUUCUGUGGCCCUGGCCAGACUUAGAAUUUGGCCCAAGACAAGACAAGCUCACUCGGAGCAGCUUGUCAGUACCCGGGGCCUGUGCAUGCCAAGUAAGUCCAAGCUGGCUCAGAGCAACCAGCCACCUCUGCAAGGGUUUGCCAGGAGCAGGUGGACCAGCCACCAACCUCACCGACUCAAGGAAACAGGGAUGGCCAGGUUCCCACACCCCGAGUGACCACCACCUGACAGCUGAUGGAGUGGAGGCCUGAGGAAAAGCAGAUGGCACUGGGGCCCUACCUCCAGGGCAGAGUAACUGAUUUACUGCAAGUGAGGUUGGUGGCUGGUCCACCUGCUCCUGGCACACCCUUGCAGAGGUGGCUGGUUGCUCUUUGAGCCAACUUGGCCUUGCCUGGCAUGCACAAGCCUCAGUUCAACAACUGUGCUGCAAAUGGAGCCACAUAGAGGAAAUGAGCAGCAGGCUCAGGAGCAGGGUUUGCGCUGCCUUUGGGGCUCCAAUCCAUGCAUCGGGGCUCCAAUCCAUGCAUCAGGGCUCCUACAGCACUGUGGGCUUCUUGGGUGCCAAGAGGCAGACCACAGGCCCUCUUGAGGAGGAUUCUAUGUUCAAGUGCAGAAAGGGCCCAGUCUGGUAGAUGAACCACACGGCCAGCUUCUGGGUGCAGGCACAGUGCCACAUCUUCCAUCACUUCCUGAUGUGCCACACCAGCACUGAAGAGACAGCCUGGAGACAGGGCAAGAGGAAGGCUGAGAAGGAUGAGAUGGUGAGUGCCAGAUUCUCCCUGGCUCUGAGCCCACCUCCAGGGUGACACUCAAACUUUAGGAGUGGGAGAGCAAGAUUGACAGCUUCAAAUGCUUCACCAAGAAGAUGGACAACAGGGCACUCAGCUUAACUUCACAGCCAAUGAGUUGACAUGCAAGCAGGUGAUGGUGACAGGCUUUAAGAAAGAGCAUCAGAAGGCUGCCAGUUCUUCAGCCUCAGCCAGGCCUUGGAGCUGGACCAGCCCAUCCACUUCACCACAGAUGCCUUCAACACUGUCAGUGAGCUCUUUGCCAAUCAUCCCAGGCAGAACCUGGACCCAGUCAUGGACCUGUUAGUACUGUCUCAGGGACACCAGACCAACAUCCUGAACAUCAUCCACAUACACAAGCAAGUUCUUACCAAAGUCGCAGAAGGCAGGCAACAUGUGGCAGAAGGGAAGAUAGAGAUGCAGAGGCUGAUGACAUCAGAAUCACAGGAACAGGAAUUCUUUCACCACUUCAGUGGAAAUUCACCACUUCCAUCCAAUUUGAAUGAGAGACAUGAAAUCACAGAUGCAGCAUUUCUUGCAAAAAGAGAUACUAUUUUUUCAAAAAUCAUCCAGGAAUUGAUAGUGUUGAAUUACUAGAUAUUUGAUUGUGGACUGUUUACAGUUCAAGGAUACUUUCUACACAGAAUAAUAACACUAGCAAGGAGCUAGUGCCAGCUAUCCGUGGUAGCACAAGGAUGGUUUUGUGCUCAACUGAAAUCCAGCUGAAUACAGAAUUGUGUAGGAAACAGUUAAUAUGUUGACAGAAUAGAAACAGUAGCAAACACAAACUAAAUCAUGCCAUGAAUGCCUAAACUACCAAUGUAACUUUUGGAAGAAUGAUAAUACCACUUUACUGCUUUUUGAAGUAUGAAUAUUUUAGUGUAUAUGCCGUAGACCACAAACCCUAUAAAGAGUCCCAAAUAAGUUGGCUGGAUAAAGCCUGCUGUGCAUGUCUUUAUACUCAAAGACUGAUGAUGCAAUUCGAAUAUGUGUCCCCACCAAAUCUCAUAUUUAAUUAUAUUUCCUAAUGUGGAAGGUGGAUCCUGGUAUAAGGCAAUUGAUUUAUGAAGGCAAAUUUCUCAUGAAUGGUUCAGCACCAUCCCCUUGUACCAUCCUCACAAUCAUGAGUGACUUCUCGUGAGAUCUGGCUACUGAAAACUCUAUGUCACCUCCCUACUCUGCGUGUUUUCCUCUUGCCAUGUGAGACAACUCACUCUUUCUUUGCCUUGUGCAAAGAUUGAAAGAUUUCUGAGGCCUCCCAGAAUAAGAAGCCCUGUGCUUCCUGUCCACCCUGCAGAACCAUGAGCCAAUUAAACCUCUUUUUCAAAAUGAAUCAAACAGAAAAUGGCAAAUGACGAUUGCAGCAUUGCUAUAAAGAUACCUGAAAAUGUGGAGGCAGCUUUGGAACUAGGUAAUGGGCAGAGGUUGGAAGAGUUUGGAGGGCUGAAAAGAAGACAAUGAGAAAAUUUUUGGACUAUCUUAGAGACUGGUUAAAUGGUUGUGAUAAAAAUCCUGGCACAAACAUGGAUAGUGAAGGCCAGGCUGAGGAGGUCUCAGAUAGAAAUAAGAAGCUUUCUGGAAAAGGUCUUCCUUUUGAAUAUGGAAAGCUUACACAAUGCCUGUACCAUCGUUAUACGUUAGAAGCUGUGAACUUGCUUUUUAUUUCAGAGGCUCAUAGGAAAAAGAGACUGUAGCCUUGACUCAGAUGAGAUUUUGGACUUUC